Molecule: messenger RNA, 3446 nt
Organism: Ficedula albicollis (Collared flycatcher)
Lineage: Eukaryota; Metazoa; Chordata; Aves; Passeriformes; Muscicapidae
Product: vegetative cell wall protein gp1-like
Exons: 3
Coding region: 2253-3446 (397 amino acids)
Source: RefSeq, a predicted model, not a curated record
UGAGAAAAUUCCAAAAUCCCAAAACUAACAUCGUUGCUAACUCCAAGUCAAAAAAAAGAAAGAUGCCUUUCUUUUGUUGUUUGAGGAGAGGCCAGCAAGGGAGACAGGGAAAGAAUAUGAGCCCUUGAGCCAUUUUUAUGCACUGAGUAAGAAAAAAAAGGACACAUUCAUUAAAAAUAAUCUCUUUGGAGAUCACUGUUAAAAGAAAAAAAAAAAAUCCACACUGCAUAACAGAGCCAUCAUGCCAACUUGUCCAAAAUGGCUAUAAAACAUCAGGAAAACAACCCCUGCAGUUCAGGCAAGAAAACAGAUCCCUGUGCCAUGGGAUGCAGGCGUGUGCACUCCUGCAGGCAACAGCUCCUCUGCCGUGGCAUGGACACAGAACGACUCUGUGUGUGUGCCCCUGACCAAGUUCCCCACUUCCACACCUGUAACACCCCACUUCAGCCAGAAAGUGUCCAUUACAGACCUCAUAGGAAACAGGAGAGAUAAACAAAAAGCAGUGGGAAUAAAACUGUUUAAGUAUGUUAAUUCUUUCAUUUGAUUUCGCAUAAUGCCUUGCCUAGCUUUCCAACUGUUGUUUUUGUAAUAUCUCAAGCAAUCGCUGAUCAAAUAAUCCAACAAAACAGAGGGGAAAAAAAAACUGCAUUACUUUUUUGCCUCAUGCUUUUAAAGCUUGAUACAUUUAAGGAUGCUUCAGAGCAUCCUAUGUCUGUGUGGGCUUUUCACAGAGAAAUCAAGGACAAAAUACUUUCAAGGAAAAUAAAAAUGUAACUGGAACCCUAAAAACAGAGAGAGCUGUCUCCCCCGCUUCCUCCAACUGUGUUUUGACAGAACAGCAACCAGCCACUAACAAGGAGGCUUCAGGAGACAAACUUGACUUGGCACAACCCUACCUUCUCUGCCCAGACCAAGGAGAAGGUAUUACUUUAUAUUAAGGGCUACCAGGUAAGACCUGAUGUUCCUCUCCCAAAAGUGAGGUUCAUGGUUAUUUCCUGACCAGCUUCAGAGUCCAUGUUAGGUUUGACAUCUGAAGAAUAAAAGCAUCUUCCCUUUCACCUUGGUGUGCUUUGAAUCACUCCACAACCAGCUCCCAUUUGACACUGACUUCAUUCUUUCCUUGCUGCACAACAAUUUUCUGAUUUUUCAUGUAGUUUACUAUUAAACCACUAAUCAUGCAAUCAUUCCACCUUAAUAUUUUACACCCAAAUACCAACCCACAACUGACUGUCACAUCAGAUUCUUCCCAUCUGUCUCCUCAUGCUUUGUCUACCUUCCCUGAGUAACAUCCACCUUCCACAUCCCAAAUGCUCCAUCUUCAGAGGCCUUUUUAGACCCAUCACCCACACAGAGAACUUGGGGACAUGAAGCUGGACAAGAGAAAUACAGGGUUGUCUCUCAUCCUGGAAGUGGGGCCUUGCUGCCCUGCAUGCAUCAACCUGUCCCACAAUUUGCCCAAGCAUUUGGGGUCUCCACUGUUCAUUUUUUUUCUCACCAUCCAACCCUUAACCUCAUGAAACUCCAGAUUUAGCCUCUCACCCCCCUUUGCAGCCAGCCAGAACACAGACUCCCUCUCAUGCAUGCACACACAGAGCCUCUCCUCCACCUAGUAGGAAUCCUUCCAAACAAACACAUUUCCCCUGCCUUGACAGAUACUGCUCUUCCCCACAAUCCCCAUACACAAGAUCCCCUCCCACACUUAGUACCCCACCUACAGUGUGAUACUAACAGCUUCCCUGGAUUCCUUCUCCCCUGAUCUAUCUACACUGCUUCCCAGCUCUGGAGCCCUACAAUUUCCCUCAUGACCAUGUGCACCACCUCCCUCAUGCUGAAAGCACUUCCUACCCAAUAUUCUGGCUCCCAGUGCUUCCCCAAUCCUACUCCCAUAUCUCUUUCUAACAAUGACUCAAGUCCCAACUCCUCACACGCUCCCCUUCAUGUACGACUCUCCCCAGCAAACCUCAUACUCAUUCCUUCAUCCACCUCUCCACAUUUUUCCUGCAGAUGUCCAUAGUUCAGUACUCCCUGCACCACAGCCUCCCAUCCCUUCCUCAGAGCACAUCCCAGGUGAUCUAAUAUCCCACACAGCAUCUGCCACCCUCUCACCGCAUGUUUCACCUUGUAUCCCAAUCCCUACAUCCCUACUGUGGAUCUCUGUGCCCCAGCCCCUCACUUCGGCUCAACCACAGAGUUCACAGCUCCCACCCCACUAGGACAGUCUUCACUCCCAAUUCAACAGCCCCUCCCAUCCUAUGUCCUCACUGAGAUUGGAAUCUCUAGUCCACCCAACACUGUCCUCUUCUACAGCAUGGCCCGAAGGCACUUCCACACGGCUCAGGGCAGCAGAGAUCACCCCAGGGCCGCACCCCACAGCUCUCCACACAGCACAGCCCCGCUGCCCCCAGCACAACCCAGAGCACCUCACACAGAGCCCCAGCGCAUCCCCCGCACCAGCGAGCAUCCCACACCUCCCUCCACCGAGCACAGCUCCUAGAGCACCCCAUGCACCACACUGCGAGCCGGGACAGCCCACACAUCCCUCCUCCCAGCACACCCCCUAUGGCAUCCCAUACAUUCCUCCAUACACCACAGCCCCGGGGCAUCCCCUGCACCACAACUCCAGGAGCAGCAUUCCAUGUGCCGCUCCAUACAACCUCCCAGCGCACCCCAAAGCACCCCACACAUGCCAGGGAAUACAGCUCCCGAAGUACUCCCUAUGCCUCACACAUCCCCCCAAGGAGCACAGCUCCUGGAGCAUCCCCUGCUCCCAACACGUCCCUCCAUGGAGCACAUCCUCCAGGUAUCCCCUGCUCCCAACACAUCCCUCCAUGGAGCAUCCCCUGCUCCCAACACAUCCCUCCAUGGAGCACAUCCUCCUGGAGCAUUCCCUGCUCCCAACACAUCCCUCCAUGGAGCACAUCCUCCAGGUACUCCCUGCUCCCCACACAACCCAUGGAUCACAGCUUCCAGAACAUCCCCCAUGCCCCACACCUCUUUCCAUGGAGCACAGCUCCCGGAGCAUCCCCUACUCCCAACACAUCCCUCCACGGAGCACAUCCUCCAGGCAUCCCCUGCUCCCCACACACCCCACGGAGCACCCGCUGCUCCCCACACAUCCCUCCAUGGAUCACAGCCCCUCGGGCACCCCCUGCAACCCCUGCGCUGCCCUCGCCGCCUCCUUCGGGGCACCCCCGGGAGCCCCCCAACUCCCGGACUCGGGGCGGGCGCUGCGGGUGGCGGUGCCCGGUGCCCGCCCCGCACUCACCGCGCUCAGCCCGGGGCCGGCGGGGGCGCCCGAUGGCACCAGCCGCCGGACCAGCGUGGAGCGGCCCGGGCCGCUGGCACAUUCCCUUGCACACGUUCCUGAGAGCGGGGGAAUUUGCGGAGGAGAAACGCGUCCCUCCUCCCCGGGGGCUGAGCACCCCGACUGCCCACCCGCCGAGUGA